Messenger RNA from Chaetomium strumarium, 3077 nucleotides. RefSeq names its product ADC synthase. The record is from RefSeq and is a predicted model, not a curated record. The transcript has a single exon. Gene Ontology annotation, molecular function: aminodeoxychorismate synthase activity. NCBI's taxonomy places the organism in Eukaryota, Fungi, Ascomycota, Sordariomycetes, Sordariales, Chaetomiaceae. Gene Ontology annotation, biological process: 4-aminobenzoate biosynthetic process. The coding region runs from base 135 to 2744 and encodes 869 amino acids. Gene Ontology annotation, cellular component: cytoplasm.
AGACUUCAGUUACCAACCCGAGCAACGUAAUCGGACAACGAGCGCCCAAGAGAGCGUGCUAAGUCAGGGGCGCACUGCGGAAAGGCGAUAUAAGCAAAGCGGGAGGGGGGGGGGGGAGAGAACAAGAAAACACAAUGCGCCGGCCCCGCAUCCUCUUCCUGGACGCCCACGACUCCUUCUCCAACAACAUCACUUCCCUCCUGACCACCCUCCUGGAAGCCGACGUGUCUGUCCUCGCCAUCGACGAUCCCCUCCUCCUUGACGACCAUGACACAGUUGCCUCCUCUUCCUCUUCUUCUUCUCCUGCCCCGCCAUCUCGAGAAGAGAGAUUCGUCGCCGAGCUAAGGCGGUACGACGCGCUCGUGUGCGGCCCGGGGCCCGGCCACCCGGACAACGGCGCCGAUGUCGGGCUCAUGGGGUGCGUGUGGCGGCUCGCAGAGAGCGAGAUGCUGCCCGUUCUCGGCGUGUGUCUCGGGUUCCAGAGCUUGGUGAGCGCGCACGGCGGGCGGGUGGGCAGGCUGCGCAGGGGUUUGCAUGGUAUGGUCAGGGAGAUUGUUCAUCGCGGAGAUCAUCAGGAUGGGCGCGCGAUUGGGGAUAUCUUCCGCGGGGUUGGGCGGUUCAGGGCGACGCUUUAUCACAGUUUGUGCGGGGAUAUUGGGCAGAAUGGUGGUGGUGGUGGUGGUGUUGUUGGCCAGGAGGAGUGGGAGGCGGCGAGGUGGAGGGCAUUCGAUGGGUGUCCGGAUCUGCUGCCGCUUGCUUGGGCGGAGGAGGAGAGAGAGGACGGGAGGAAGGAGAGGAUCCUCAUGGCGGUCAAGCACAGGACGAAGCCGUUCUGGGGCGUUCAGUACCAUCCGGAAUCCGUGUGCACCGAGGAGGAGGGGAACAAGGUCGUUUUGAACUGGUUCCGCGAGGCACAGAGGUGGAAUGAGUCGAGGGAGAGGACAGCUGUGACCGAUGGGCACGGAUGGGCAAGAGCGGCCACGAAAGCGAGCUUGCUCUCCCAGCAGCGUGUUGGAAGCGGGCAUGACGGCGGUACGGAAUGGUUGUGGGAGUAUGCCGACGCUCUGAACCCUGUGCUGCGGUCUCAGACGGUGCCGCUGCGGCCUGGAUUGGAGGUUCCAGACAUCGUUGAGGCGAUCGGUCUUAACUGCUCCGAGCAGAUCAUCCUCGACUCGUCCAAUGCGGCAUCGGAGACCUCCAGGGCUGAUGUCCGUGGGCGGUAUAGCAUCAUUGCGGUCUGCCUGGACGAGGCCACGCGUAUCGAGUACCACGUUGGCGAUGCCUACGCCACCAUCUCGGUUCGGGCUGUCGGAGGCUCGGCCGUAGUCCCAGAGCAGGUGUCGCUUGCACGGUACGGCAGCAUCUGGGGUCUGCUUGCCCAUUUCCACGAAGCAAGGCGUAUGCCCGUUGCGGAAUCAUCGUCCACUCCAUUCAUCGGCGGCUUCAUGGGUUACAUCACCUACGAACAAGGCCUGAGCGACAUUGGCGUUCCCAUAGAGCAGCCGCGUGCGCACCGCCGGCCCGAUGUCUUUCUGGCUUGGGUGCACAAGAGCAUUGUCGUGGACCAUGAGCUGGGACUGAUCCACGUCCAACACCUCAGCGCGAGGCGCGGGGAUAAACGAGAAAACUGGGUGGGAAAGACAGCGGACAAGCUCCGGAGUCUGCACCGCCCUCGACGCCGGCCAUCCUCCAACUCCCCGGAAAAGACGCGGCGUCCCUCAAUGAGCGCAUCGGUGCAGCCGCCCCAAACGAAAGAAUACGAAGCCAAGGUCAAAACCUGCCAAGAGUACAUUGCCGCCGGCGAGUCCUACGAGCUCUGCUUGACCGAUCAGACCACCCUCACGCGGCCGCUGGGCGAGGAAGCACCCCACCUGAAUCCUGUCUCCGUCCCUCACCCACGCAAAACACAACACCAGCAGCAGCAGCAGCAACAACAACGAGAACAGCUACGCCGCGCCUCACCGUCCUGGACGCUCUUCAAGCGCCUCCGCAAACACCAGCCUGCGCCAUUCGCCUCCUACCUCCGCAUCGGUUCGGCGACGCUGGUCAGCGCCUCGCCCGAGCGCUUCCUCACCUACGACCACGCCGGGCUCUGCUCGAUGCGGCCGAUGAAGGGGACAGUGCGCAAGUCGGAGGCGGUCCCGACGCUGGCCGAGGCCGAGCGCAUCCUGCACGUGCCCAAAGAGGAGGCUGAGAACCUCAUGAUCGUCGAUCUGGUGCGGCACGACCUGCACGGCGUGUGCGGUGCGGGCAACGUCACCGUCCCCAAGCUGUUGGCCGUCGAGGAGUACCAGAGCGUGUUCCAGAUGAUUACCGUCGUGGAGGGGCAGUUGCCCUCGUCACCACCCCGGGGCGGGAAUGAAAAGGGGAAGUACACGGGGCUGGACGUGCUGGCUGCGAGCCUGCCGCCGGGUAGCAUGACGGGCGCGCCGAAGAAGAGGAGCUGCGAGAUCCUGCGGGAGAUCGAGGGCCACAAGGAGCGGGGCCUGUACUCGGGCGUGGUCGGCUACAUGUGCGCGACGGGGCGGGGCGACUGGAGCGUCACGAUCCGGAGUCUAUUCCGGUAUGAUGAUGAGCAGGUUGUGGUGAAUGGGGAGGACGGGCGACCCAAGAAGCAUGAGGUGUGGCGCAUUGGGGCCGGAGGGGCCGUUACCAUCUUGAGUACCCCUGAGGGCGAGAGGGAGGAGAUGUUUACGAAGCUUGCCGGGCCGCUGCGCGUGUUUGGUGAGGAGGCGUGUCGGUGAUAAAGAGUUGCUCUAAGGGGAACUUAAGAGUUAGAGUGGGACCUCUCAUCAGGAUCUGGAAAUUGCAUAGAGAGGAUGGAAACGGGAUACUCAACGUAUCUUCUUGGUGCGUUACAGUAAUAUUGGGAAUGAGGGCGUUUUGUCACUCAUAGACAGGUUUGGGCUCAACGCCGGCAUUGGAAAUACAAGGCUUUAACGCGUUGUAAUGUGGAUGGUUUGGGAAGAAUAGAUAAGCUCGAAAAGAGGACCAGGUGCAAUAUGACGCUCAGCCUUUACACCUCCCUGGCCUCCUGGUCCCAUUGAGGAAUAGUGUCUGCAAAGAGGCUGUCCUAA